This is a messenger RNA of Phycodurus eques (leafy seadragon), 2801 nucleotides long. It is a transcript of the gene galnt17, whose product is annotated as polypeptide N-acetylgalactosaminyltransferase 17. The record is from RefSeq and is a predicted model, not a curated record. The transcript has 11 exons. The coding region runs from base 576 to 2255 and encodes 559 amino acids. Lineage: Eukaryota; Metazoa; Chordata; Actinopteri; Syngnathiformes; Syngnathidae. Gene Ontology annotation, cellular component: Golgi apparatus.
AAACGAAACGCGUCACAUUUGAGACUGACCCAGAAGAGAGCCGAUCGCCAUGCGUCGGCUUCGGUAGGAGGACGCGAUGGAUGGGAAACUUUUUUUUUUUAAUACAAAUUCAGAGCUUUUGCCGCUACUUUUCCAAAGGCACUCAAACCUCUGCUGCCACGAACACAAAGGACGACAAGGAAAUUCGCUUUGGCAACUCGCUUCCGAACUGCGCGAUGCUCGUCGUGUCAGCAACGUCGAAGUUGACGUGCAAGGCGGAGGAAAACAUAUUUCUUCAUUUGGAAAUUCAAUUCACUCCAUCAAUGAUGUCAUUGUUAUGAAGGAAUUAUUAUUCAUAGUUAAUUAUUAAUUCACCAAGUCAACGUCUCCAUUUGUGAAUUUGGGUACUGUCGUACAUCGCGGGCGCGCUGGCGCCCGUCGUGGGGCCCCGAGCCGGUCGCCAAACAACCAUUCGCAGCGACGGGCGAGUUAGAGUCUUCAAUGAACCGAAAAGCCACGCAGGCACGGGGAGAACGUGCGGAACUGUGAGGUGGACGCGCGAACCGGUCUGUCGUCAACCGUUACCGGGACUUGAAAUGCGAACACGUCGAGUACACCAAAUAUGGAAACAAUCUCUCGGCAUUUCGCGAAGGGGAAGACCCGAGGGUGAUGUUGCUCCUUCAACACCCACCUGCCUGCUGCGAUGUCUGUCCAAGUCUCUGGGCCUGACGGAGGGUUUCGGGGGCCGGGGGGCCGGCGGCCUGCCCGCCGGCCUUUCUCCGGGUGAGGAGGGCGACGCCAAGUACCUGAGGGACAAAUACGGCUACGACGCCUACCUGAGCGACACCAUCUCGCUGGACAGAAACAUCCCCGACCACAGACCCAGCAGGUGCAGAGAUGUCGGCCACCCCCGGGAUCUCCCCCAGAUGGCGCUGGUGUUCAUCUUCGUCAACGAGGCGCUGUCCGUCAUCCUGCGCUCGGUCCACUCGGCCGUCAAUCACACGCCGGCCCACCUGCUCAAGGAAAUCAUCCUGGUGGACGACCGCAGCGACGACGAGCAGCUGAAAGGACCUCUGGAGGACUACGUGAAUAAGCGCUACCCCGGCCUGGUCAAGAUCGUCAGGAACCGCAAGAGGGAGGGUCUGAUCCGGGCCAGGAUCGAGGGCUGGAAGGCGGCCACCGCCGAGGUGACGGGAUUCUUCGACGCCCACGUGGAGUUCACGCCCUUCUGGGCCGAACCGGUUCUGACUCGAAUCAAGGAGGACCGCAGGAGGAUCGUCCUGCCGUCCAUCGACAACAUCAAGCACGACACCUUCGAGGUGGAGCGUUACGAGAACUCGGGCCACGGCUACAACUGGGAGCUGUGGUGCAUGUACAUCAGCCCGCCGAAGCAGUGGUGGGACGAGGGCGACGUGGCGGCGCCCAUCAGGAGUCCCGCCAUGAUCGGCUGCUCCUUCGUGGCCGAUCGGCUCUUCUUCGGCGAGCUGGGCCUGCUGGACCCUGGCAUGGACGUCUACGGGGGAGAGAACAUCGAACUGGGCAUCAGGGUGUGGACGUGCGGCGGCAGCAUGGAGGUGUUGCCGUGCUCGCGCGUGGCUCACAUUGCCCGCGUGAAGAAGCCGUACCACAGCAACAUCGCCUUCCACAUGCGCCGCAACGCCCUGCGCGUGGCAGAAGUCUGGAUGGACCACUUCAAGUCCAACGUCUACCUGGCCUGGAACAUCCCCACGGAGAAUCACGGCAUCGACUUCGGCGACAUCUCUGAGAGGGUGGCGCUGAGGAAGAGCCUGCGGUGUAAGAACUUCCAGUGGUACCUGGACAACGUUUACCCUGAGAUGAGGACGUACGACGACACGCUCUACUACGGCGAGAUCCGCAAUUCCAAAGUGAGCCACCUGUGUUUGGACCAGGGCGUGAGGGAGAACCACACGGCCACCCUGCACCCCUGCCACGGCUGGGGUCCCCAGUUAGGACGUUACACCAAAGAGGGUCGUCUGUUCCUGGGCCCCCUGGGCAGCACCGGAUCGGACACGCGGUGCGUGGCGGACGAUCCCGCCAGCGCGUUGCCGCAACUCCUGGACUGCGACAAAGACGACGGCCGACGCCGCGCCGAGUGGAUUUUCGCUCAGGGCGGUUCCCUGGUAAACUCCGCCACGGGCCGCUGUCUGGAGGCGGUGCCCGCCAACGUGUACUUCGGCCACCGGGCGGUGCUGCGGCCCUGCUCCGGGCAGCGCUGGACUAUGAAGAACACCGGGACGCCGCGGACGCAGGCGUAACGGUAGCGGUGGCGUUUACCCGCCUCGCCCGAGCGGGAUGUCGCCGUGAACCAGAUGGCGCGGCUUCGCACAUUGACAUAAUUAGACGCGCGGGGGCGUCGGUGACGAUCUCCUCGGCCUCGACGUCGAGAACAUUUGGGGAUCGACUUCUACGGAACGCCAUCUCGCGUCGGGACUUUACGAAAGAAAUGAACCCGGAGGAGCCGACCGGAGGAGGAAAGAGGGCCGACCGCGUUCGCACGAAGACAUCAUUUGACGACUAAAACCUAAUGAUGAAAACUAGAACUGACCGUUACAGCGAAUGUACUUGUUGUAAUGGGCGGUCAUCUUUUGUUUUUUUCUCCAAUGGCGGUUGCUCGGGGUCGCCGUGCUGAAGCCGUUUUGAGGGCUUCGUUGCCUCAUUUCCAGCCCGUGGCGACCUAUUAUGCAGAGCGGGUUCGGCGCGUGCCAGUAAAGCCGAUAUUGUUUUUAUUGCCUGAUAUUGUUUCAUUAUUCUGCCUGUUGGAUUUGUGUUUGUUUUGAUUACAAAUUACAAAUAUUUGCCGA